GUUGUGAUGUAGCAGAUAUCUAACAUGGCUGAGGUGAGCAAAGGUCUGAAGACUGCAUUCUACAGAGUGAACCACAAACUUCAAAAUAUGACCAACGUGGUAUUUCUCAUAUUGUGUGUGGUGAUAUUCAUGGCUGGGCUUGAGCUGGUCGGUCUGAAUCAUCGAUCUCUCUUACUCAAGUCAGCAGGAAUCUUCAUUGUUUCUACAUUUAGCAAAUAUGAUCAAGCUAAGGAACUGAAGACUCGGCCUCUCGUGGGGUACAUCACAGCAACUGUAAUUGGUGUGGCGUUGUUUCUAACAGAUGGGAUACUGGUGACAAUGGCCUUUGCAAAGGCACUUUCUAAGCUUUCCAGCCUUACCACUGAUGUGGGAACAAGCACCAUUCUGACAUUUUCAAUGGUUUUGAGUGGAAUCAUGGCGGUUGUCUUGUGGUUCAUCCACUUUGCACCUGCUAUAUUUGGGAUCAUUGGGGUGAUCCAGGCAGCUCGGCUGAUACACCAGCUACACAGACGUGAGGUUACCAGGCAAGAAGGGGAGCAGCAGCCGCCUGAUCACCCAGAAGUGGGCAGAGGAGCUCUACACGCCAUCUCCCCGCCUCUCCUGAAUACUCCGAGCUCAAACCAAUCACCCAGAAUUGAGCAGAGCUCUAGGAGUGACACACACGUUCUCUCCUCCUCUCCUAAAGACUGCGAGCUUCAUCCAAUCAGCCAGACCAAUACAUACAAUCUCUCCACCUCUCCUGAAUACAAACCCAUCCUCCAGACCAAUACACACCACCUCUCUUCCCCUGCUGAAUAGCCCUAGCUCAGUUGAUUUAACAUCUUCUAGUGUAUCUGGUUACUCUGUAAGUGUUGAAUUAUGGCUGCAUGUUUUUUUUACUAAGUGUGAAUAGCUCCAUCCCUGUAUCCACCCAUAUUUCCAUAUCUCCACCCCUAUCCCUCCAAUUCUACACUCUCCUCUAUCUCUCUCUAGCCCUCCAAUUCCAUACCUCCAUAUCGCCACCCUAAUAGCCAAUGAACCAGAAGAGAACAGAGCUCCAUUUCUCAAUUUCUCUCUCUCUUUCUCUCUACCUCCAUCUCUCUACCAUUUGACAAUACCGCCCCAGACGUCAACAGAGCUGAACAGAAGAUGCUACCAAAUACCUGUCUAGACAACCAGGCACACAGAAUGCUACUAAAUAGCCAGGGCUCUCAAGUUUUUAAGUUUGGUCGGAGUGAGGGUGGUUUUUUUUUUGACUGGGGAUGGGGGGUGUAGACCCAUCGACCGACCAACCCUCUAGCUUUCCCUUCAACCCAGUUAGGAUUAAAAAUGAUUUCAUUAGAUGAAAUUCACUAUUUGUUCAAUAGCUAGGUCUAACCGUUAAUUAAUAACUAUCAUUAACUACUACUUUCUGUUCUGUAUUGUGCAUACGUUUCUUCAGAAGCAUGAACAACCCCUAACCCUAACCUAUCAGUAGGCCUACAGAAAUGCUUUUGAGAAAUACCUUUUCCACUAGGUUGAUAGGCUACCAAAUUCUUGUGCUAAACGGGGGCGUUAGGGAGCCAUAUGUGGCCGUUGAGAAGGAUAUGUUUGACCGUGUGUGUGUGUGUGUGUUUGUACCACUGACUGUAAAAUGCCUUUUCUUGAAAACUGUAUUUCUCACACUAUACUGUAUAUCCUAUGUAUGUACAGAAAAAAAUGCAAUUUAAUCCCUUUAAUGCUUCUGAAAUGUAUAUGCCAAAUAAAGUGAUAAAAAAACAUUGUUCACAUACAUUAUUUUCCGUAAAUUAAAGACAU
Messenger RNA from Engraulis encrasicolus (European anchovy), 1776 nucleotides. RefSeq lists its product as uncharacterized. Lineage: Eukaryota; Metazoa; Chordata; Actinopteri; Clupeiformes; Engraulidae. Bases 25 to 798 code for a protein of 257 amino acids. The record is from RefSeq and is a predicted model, not a curated record. The transcript is spliced from 6 exons.